ACAUUUCUGUUUGGUUGAGGUAUAAAAUCGUAUAAGAAUUAACCGCGUUUGACAGUUCUUCACCGUUAUCCUGACCUAGUGAGUGAGAAGUGGAAGAAUUGCAGAAUUCAGUUAACACAUUAUACGUAACUGACCAUCAAAAGGCAAAGUCGUACCGGCAAGUCCAAAUAUGUUGCGGUUCUUGGUGUUCGCGCUUUCCGUAUUUUCUUUCGCUCAAGCUCAGGUGCCCUUUUUUGGGCCUUGCCCUAAUGUGUCGACGGCAGCAAAUUUCGAUGUGCAGAGAUAUUUGGGGAAAUGGUACGAGGCGGAGAGAUAUUUCGCGAUUUUCGAAUUUGGAGGAAAAUGUGUCACAGCUAACUAUGAAGUGAGGAAGGACGGAGCGGUGAACGUUGUCAAUCAACAAAUCAGUGCAUUAACUGGUAUCCGAUCUACUAUUGAAGGAAAUGCUAAUCAAGUUGGAAGAUCUGACGAGGCGAAGCUGACAGUCAAUUUUCCAUCGCUCCCUGUUAAUUUUGACGCUCCAUAUUGGGUUAUAGCCACGGACUAUGACAACUAUUCUGUAGUGUGGUCCUGUAACAAUUUCGGAAUACUAAGCACAAGAAACGCCUGGAUUCUGACCAGAAAGAAAAAUCCCUCGCUUGACGCAAUGGAAAAAGCUUACGCUGCUUUAGACAAGCAAAACAUCAGUAGAGCCUAUUUCAUCAGGACUGAUCAAAAGAACUGCCCAAAUAGUAACUAAAAGGACUCUAAGUAAUUUGGGAAAUGGUGUAGGUUUAUUUAUUUAUUUAUUUCAUUGUAAUAAGAAAUCUUAAUUUUAAGGCUGAUGUAAAUGUAAA
Messenger RNA from Anoplophora glabripennis (Asian longhorned beetle), 836 nucleotides. RefSeq names its product apolipoprotein D-like. Bases 170 to 739 code for a protein of 189 amino acids. Gene Ontology annotation, molecular function: pigment binding. The record is from RefSeq and is a predicted model, not a curated record. The transcript has 5 exons. NCBI's taxonomy places the organism in Eukaryota, Metazoa, Arthropoda, Insecta, Coleoptera, Cerambycidae.